CGACACUGACAAGAAAAAAGUACUAAAAAAAUCUACAUUGAAAUUAUAAUUUUUCAGGAAACAGUAGAGAGGAGGUCCAUGUGGGAGUCAGCCACGGUGUCCUGCUUGGUUUCAAAAAUAACCAAUGACCAGUGUCCAUUUCAUCCCGCUUGGCCUGUUGCUGGCCCUGCCACUCGACACCCGCUGGUUAUUUCAAUAUGAAGGAGCUAUGGCUGAGUCCAUGUGUUCCAGCCGCUCGCUUUGGCCACAGCGACUGGAGCGUCUAUUUUGGUAGAUUCUCAGCUCGCUAUCAGGAGUUGGGGCCACACUGAGUGCAUUUGAACAUGGAACUGAAGGCUUGACUCGCUCUGGAGUGGAUUUUUCUUAAUUCUCUGCUGGACGUGAAUGUGAACUGGAUUCUUGGAUUCUGCUCCAGGGAUUUGAAGCGCUGCUUGUCAGAUUGGAGCCCAACGUGAAACAACCAUGAAACAACACUGUCAAGGAAAGCUAUGUGUCUCCAGUUGAAGAAAGCAGCGCUAUGCCAUGGAGUGACCAUCCUCUCAGACACGCCAUGCCUGAUGUCAACCUGAGCUGAAGAAUCUUUGAUGGCACAAAGCAGGAAGAAAGCAGUUGACAUAAUUGGCUGUGUUGAAAAGCGACACUGGAGCCACCGAACGGGCAACAUGCUCCACCACCGCUUCCCUAACGGCUUCGCCGACCUGCUCAUGGACGAGACCGACCGUGAGGUCAGCACGCUCACCGAUAGAGCCUUUCGAAGUCUCUGCGUCGGAGAUGACGCCGUUUACAACGAUGACUUCCUUCGCGGGUACUCGCCUUUCAGCUGCCAUAAACCUUUAGCGGGGGAGCCGCUUAAAAAGGUUCAUCAAAAGGAAUCCAAAAAGCAAAGAAAGAAUGAAAAGGAGAAAGAGAAGAACUUAUCCAACAUGUCAUCCUUUCUUCAGGCUUUAAGCGCCACGGGGGACAGCUGUGAGGGCUUGCUCAUCAAAAACGGUGGCACCGCGGACUCAAACGGGGAAUCGUGGGAUAAGUCUGCACUUCGCAGCAUCCAAAGAGAACUUUCGGAAUUCUCCUCGGAUUAUCAAGCUAAUCUCACAGGUGGACAUUAUGAGAAACAAUGUGACAAAAGUGGCAAAGGUGCUCCUUUGUCAUCGGGAAAAUCAUCCAAGAACAAAGAUGGAAAAUCCACUAUCAAGCUAAAGAAGCUUAAUAUAAAAAACUUUUUCCUUCACAGUGAGUUGAGCCCUUUCCAAACAUGGAGAGGAAUGAGGCAGUUCUCCUUCGGCCACGAGGACACGUCUAUUCUCCCAGCUGCUAUAACGCCAAAAUGGUAUGACCUGCCAUUUUACAAGGAGCUAACAGAGGCUCAUAUAAAAGAGCACACAGAGGAGAUACUGAAAGAAGCAGGUGAAACCGCCCCUCCUCCUCCUAAACCCGUCAGCCCCCCUUCACCACCCAAAGUACUACCAAAGCCCUCAGCUGGACAACCUCAGAAAAGGUGCUCCUCAGAUGCAACGGAUGGAAGCGCUGUUCCCUGGAGGCAGGCUAAGACCGCACUUCCUGUUAAGCAAGAGAUGCCGCCUCAGGGGAAAAGUUCGACGGCAAAAAUAGACGGAACUGAUUUGUUGAUACAAAACGAAACAAUGUCCGUAGAAGCGAAAGCAAUGGAGGACGUCAGCCCUGCCGCCUCGACUCCGUUCAGCAUCUGCCAGCUGAUGACCCCCCUCAUUCCUUCCAGACAACCAACAGAAACAUCAGAAAUCCUCCAAGCUGUGCUUUCGCCUUCCGUGCUCGACCUUCCCUGCAGACCGCACUCUGAGGCCAAACUUACACCAGAACUUCCACUGAAGCGGGACGGCUACAAAUCUCUGGCUUCGAGCAUCCUCUUCAACCUUAAGGACAACAGGAAGAGGGUCAAAAGUCGGUACAGUCCACCCAAAUUUAAAACUUUAGACACUCCUGGAAGUGACACCAAAUCUCCAGGCUCAGAUAGUCUCAAACAACAAAAUAUCUCCUCUGGCGUAAGCACUCCUGCUGUUUCAAGAGAAGGACAGGACAUAUGUAGUCCAGUUUUGGAGUCUGUCCCCGUCCCAAUUCCUGCUCUUACGAAGCCUGAAGCUGAUCGGCCCCAAUCUGAUGAUUAUUUGUUGUCCAACCUGCUACAAAGCAAAAAGGAGGCUUUCGGUAAUCUCGGUGAGGAGAAUCCAAGUUCUGUAAUCAUGCACUCAAAAAAGAACAAAAGCCACAUUGCUAAAACGCAAAACUAUCCUUCCCUUAAUUUAUACAAGAAAAGCAGUCCUACGGUUUCCACUGAUCAGUCAAAUGAAAUUUCACUUUUGAAUCCAAGCAACAUUUCCCAUAAAGGUCUUUCCCCAAAUACUUCAGACAUCAUCCAAGCGCCCUCACGCAAAGACUUUGGAGAUGAGCGUAUUAGUUUGGGGCCAUCCAUGACCAUCAUGGAUGUGAUCAAAGCUGCAAGGGACGCCAUUAAUGCAACCAAAAAUAAAGCCCAGUCCGCAGCUCAUUCGGUAAGCAUUAGUAAACCUGAGGACAAGGAAACAAAUGAGACGUUCAUGUCCUCGAAAGUAGAAAAUAAUUCACUUGGACCUGAACAGAAUCUUAUCAUCAAGAAAGAUCCCCCACCAGUUCCCAAGAAAAAGUUCACCCAACCAGACAUUCAAACGAAAUCAAAUGUCAGCGAUCAACUUUUUAACAGCAAUUUCACCGAAACCAAACUAGAUGAAUCUGCCCGAGAAGACAAUCUGAAGCACAUCUUCUCAGACAAACUGAACAACUACAUCAAACAUCAGAGGCACUCUGUCACAGACGAGGAACAGCGAGACGAAGAAGGUGACGUGAACGUGAGGACAGAAAAGGACGCUGCAAGAGACAGUGAACAUAUCAUUCACGACUUGCAUGUUUUGAAAGAGCUAGAGAAAGCACGACUUUGCGAUCGGGAGAACAAAACGGGAGUUUCAAACAAUAUAGACGAGGAGGCCAGAGCUAAGAACGAUUUGAUCUCCAAGGAGCUGAAGAAUAUCAAGAAGGGAAUGCUAUCCAUGAGAGGAAACACUUCUGCUAAGAGGGAAAUAUUUUCCAAAAUACAGAAGAAGCCGAAUAAGCAGGAGGCGCUAGCAAGGACGGACGGCGACGUAUUGAUAAAUAAAUCACUGAUAAACAGCAAUUAUGACAAAGCUAAAAUGGCACUUGAAGAGAUCAUAUCGGAUCGACAGAUGAGAAAGAAUGUUACUGAUGGAAUUUAUGGAGCGAAAGUACAGCAAAGUAAAAACACGACGAAAGAAUCUGUUCCAGAGGACAAAAGAGAGGACGGUCUACGGGAAAGGUUGGGGGAUCUACGAGACCACAAGCACAUGAGACACAUCCUCUCUCAGACUGAACCCAGACCUGGUGAGACUCACAGAUCAGGUGGCAGAGUGGCUUUACCUGGUAUGGCGCUAAAUUCACCCUUAAGAUCGGACUUUAAGCAUGCCCAGGAAAGAGUAAACGACAAUUCUGAGAAGUCGGAGGAUGUAAAUAUAACGCAGUUGUCUGAUGAAACCUCUGAGAUUCAUGAAACCAACGGGUUAAAAACACCAACUGUUCCUCCUCGCAACAAAAAAGGAGGUAACAGAAAACUUGGAAGCAUGAUAAACGACAUUACAGAAGAGGAUCCCCAUACAAAUGCAACAAAAGAGCAUGUACACAAAAACACAAAGGACACUUUGCCGUUCAUCUCUCAUGAAGAGACGAGCCAUGCCAAUAUGGCGUCUGAUGCACUUCCUCCCCAACACCAACUAAAUGAAAAAUACGAUUCUUUGUUAUCAGAGUUAAAAACCGAUAUAGAGUCAGAUACCACAAUUGAAGCCUCAAGCGAUACUGUUGAUAUCUCUUUAAAUCUUGAUAACAUAACCACACCCAGUCAUGUCUUUGAGACAAACGACAAUAUGGACGCAGAAGCCAACCCCAGGACUAUAAUCUCCCCUGAAUUACUUUUGAAUGGCGUCAGCGUGGACGACCACACUAGCAUGUCUUCCAAAUCCUCUUACUUCUCCGUGGAGAGUCCACCCCACAAAAUGACCGAACCAAACCUUUACCAAUCUCUGGAGAACCUGAAUGAAGUAGGAUUUGAGGACAGACACGAGCAUGUUCUUAGACACUUGAAAAAAGAUUCUGAGGGCCCAGAGAGAGAGUAUUACUCCUUCAGUGAGGUUGAAGGUGAAGGUGAAGAAGACACACAGAUCCAUAAGGAAAGUUGCUCAAGUACCGCUGAUGGUCCGGUUUCAUCUCAAGAUGACGCUAUUCCAACGCCGGUGUCACCGUGUGAGACUUUUUCUCCAACUUUGGGGAUCCCUGCGUUGUUUAAAAUCAAAGACAACACUUUGAGCAAUAAGUCAAAGAAGUCCGUACAACCCUGGACUACGAGGGGUCUUCUGAAUAAAGACAAGGAAGAGGAGGACUUGCAUCAAUUAAAUGAACCCCCAUCUGCUAACGGACCGGCUCCCAGUGGAUCAGUCGUUAAAUCUAAAGAGACUUUGUCUAAUGUUUCUCCACCUCCUGUUCUGCAGACAGAGAAAGUCCAUGAUGGAGGAUUAGCAGCUGCAAAGGAGAAAGUGGCGAGUCCAAUAUCUGAAGGUGUGGACGAUCUAACAACACCACCGGUGGACGUAUUGAAAGUUCCGAGCGAACGCUCUGCGUCAACCUGCAGUGGUAACGACAGCCAGUUGGGAUUGCUCAAACCUCCGGCUGUCUUACCCAAAUCUGAACGUGCCGUCCUCAAAGCCAUGAAGCUCACGAACCGACGAAUGAAGAAGGAAGAAGCGCACAAGUCGACUGGGAAACACAAAACGGACAGAAGUGACAAAUCAGACGGAAAGAGGAGUGAGAGAAAACAUCACAGGGAAGGUGAUAGAAAAGUUGUGCCUAAUGAUGAACAUUCGCAGAAAAAAUCCACCAAGACGAGAAACCACCAUUCGGCGGAAAGCAACCACGUUAACAAUGACCGCCUCCUUGCAUCGGAACGCCAUGUCCACAGCAGAGAAAUUCCCGGUAAACCAGAACAAAGACGCUACAGUGGCAUCAGCAAUGUUCCUGUCUACAAAGCCCACGUUGGCGAGAAACCGGCAUUGAACCCUCGCUCUCAAAGCAUUGACAGAUACCUGGGGAAUAGAGUGGAUCGCAGGCGUAGCGCCGACUUGUCAUUCAACGAGAAACUCGACCCGAGAAGUACGCGCAUUGAGAGAUCCAUCCUGGAUGAGUUGCAGCAGAGAGGCAGAGUCAGAGAGAGGGCAACCAGAGAGAAACCGUUGAGAAGGAGCCACAGCAUCGACGUGCCACCUCCACCUCCGCCGCCGCCGCCGACUUUCUCCCGCCAGUCAAGCCACACCAGCCAGUUCUCUCGUCAGUCCAGCAUCGAACACGCCAUUGUCACACAAUCCUUCCCCAUGACCCAACGGAAGCUCCUCCAGGAUCCAGACUCAGGACAGUAUUAUUUUGUGGACAUGCCAGUACAAGUCAAAACCAAAACAUUCUUCGACCCUGAAACAGGAAGCUACGUGCAGCUGCCAGUGCAGCCACCAGAUGGUGCUGUUCUUCAGGCAUCACAAAUGGAAGUGCUGUCUCCGCCACUAGUUGUUUACCAUGGCUUUGUCCCGGUGCCUUUGUCCCCCAUGGCUCAGAACCUCCAAGUACCUCAUGUGGAGAAAGACUUAGACGUGUCCAGGCAAAUCCACUGUAAGGAUGGACAUCCGUAUUUGGAGCCCGUUUAUGGGCAACAUGAACACACGCUCGGCGACUUUCUCGGCACUGAGGAGGUGGACUGUCCGAGUUGAUAGGAAUGAAUUUGAAAAGCAACAAAGAUAACAACUACUGUUGUUUCACGUUUGUUUCACUGGAUUAACUUUAUUCAAGUCAGUUUUAUUUGUUUAUGGAUUUAUGGAUUUAAUUGCCUUUUUUGUUGAGAUGUCCAGUGCCAGUGUCAGGCCCAAAUAGGGGGUUAUGCAUCUGGCAUUGAAACUAAGCCAAAAGCCAACAUCAACAACAACAUUUGACUUAUUCUACACAAAUACAGUCAAACUACAAAUACAGAUACUGUAGAUACCUCCUUAAUUGACUUGCCUUUAUGCCUGAUGACUUGAAUGUACACUGCAGAGAGAUGAACUUGAGUGAGGUGAAAGGUUUCUAUUAGACAUUUUUUGGAAAGGGAUGUGAAUAAUCCAUGAUAAAGAAAAGACUGAAUGUAAAUGUGGAAUAUUUAUUAUAAAUGCUAUGAGAUUACAUUGUUGAAGAAUGGCAGUGAUUAGCGGUAGUAACCUCUGCAUUUUGAAGCGUUUAGUUGUAUUUGCAGCAGAAGUUUCCAAUCGCUUCUGAGCUUCAUAAGGCAAACCGCAUUGAAUUGACCUGGAUGUCAUUAUUUUGCAUGCCGUCAAAGACGUCACACACCGAGCUAGCAUUUGUGGAAUUUAUUGAGUUUUCAAACAAGUACACAACACAAAUGUGACAUGAUUUUGCAAAAUCAAUAUUUGUUGUAUUGGUGUUUUUUUUUUAAUGUAGGGUAAACCAGAGCUGAACUGUGUAUGUGAUCCAUUCCAAUAAAAAAAACAACACAGCAGCAUUGCAACUUGUUACUGUCAGUAAAUAUGAAUAUAAAUAUGAAUAUAACCUUGCGGUAUUAUCACACAAUUGCCCAUAUGUGUGAUUAUUGUAUUUUUUACCUGCUUUGAAAUGAGAAGUUUAGUGAGAAGAAGGCAUUCAAGUAUUAUAUGUUAUAUAAGUUUUGUUGGAUGAUCGGAUAAUAUUAAAGUUCAGAAGAACCGCAUACAGUACAAUUAUUCUGUCAAAAGAACAAAUACAUUUAGAAGUUGAAAAGGUGAAGUGCAUUAUUAUUAUUAU
This is a messenger RNA of Doryrhamphus excisus (bluestripe pipefish), 6885 nucleotides long. NCBI's taxonomy places the organism in Eukaryota, Metazoa, Chordata, Actinopteri, Syngnathiformes, Syngnathidae. The record is from RefSeq and is a predicted model, not a curated record.